AUGGCGUCGACCUUCCCGUUGAGACCCAACAUGUGCUCCGUCAGAGCCCCAAGCCCCGCUGCCGUGUCGCGCCGCCUCUCUCACCUCCUCCCGCGGCGGCGCGGGGCAGCGAGCUUCCGCUGCUCCGCCGCCCCGUCCCGGCGGAGUUACAGCGUCACGCUCAUCCCCGGAGACGGCAUCGGCCCGGAGGUCGUCUCGGUCGCAAGAGACGUGUUGUUUCUCGUCGGUUCUCACGAAGGCGAGGCCCUUCCCCUCAAACUAACUGUUCCUUCUUUACUCGUUCCAUCGUCGUGGUCGCCAUUCUCAUCACCUCUCUGAUUCCUUGUGUUGUUGCCAUUUCUGCCAAAAAUUGUGCUUUUUCCAACGACGGGAAACUGAUCUAGGGAUCGAGUUCAGAUUCCAAGAGGUGCCAAUGGGCGGCACGGCUCUGGACGCGGUCGGAGUUCCGCUCCCGGAGGAGACCCUCUCCACCGCAAAGGAUUCAGACGCAGUCCUCCUCGGCGCCAUUGGAGGGUCAGUGUGGAUUGCCUGUCUGCCUUUUUCUUUUAUGUGCUGCCUGCAGCAGGAUCAAUGAGAAGACUCGGGUCUAACCUCCUUUACUGGCCUCCGAGAGACCCACUCUAAUGUACCCAAUCUCGGGUUUUCCUUGAGGACUUGAUUUCGUUUCUUGCUCAUUAUUCUCCUCUGGUCCCAUCGAAACACUGGGGAAUCUCCAGGUACAAAUGGGAUUCGAAUGAGAAAAGUUUGAAGCCUGAGACGGGGUUGCUUCAGCUCCGGGCGGGACUUGGAGUCUUCGCCAAUCUGAGACCAGCUUCUGUCUUUCCCCAGGUAAUCUCUAUCUCUAACGCCAUUACACUUCAAUUCACCAGAAAAUGUUCUUUCAUGGACGUCCUCAAUUGGGCGUGAUUUUUUCUUCUACCCGCUCGAAAUAGCCUCAGACUAAAUCAUAACGUCAACAUCUUCUUCCUGUAGGCUUCUGUCCAUGAGUUAAUGGCCACUCAGUUUGAAUUGCAUAAUGUCUGUGAUCGUCACAUUAACUUUACGUUUAGUGAUCAUAUAUUCUAGAAGGGUCAAACAAAAGGGGGAGCUUAGUUCAAAAGUCAAAUAGAAGUGCAAAAUAGGCUAGGAAAAGUUUGGUAAUAUAGAACUAAAGAACUCUGGUGAAUGGAAUGGGUGUGCCAAUAACAGUGAAAUGGUAGUUCUCUAGUGUACUUUGCACUUAAUUUUAUCAUCAUCGCCCUCAUUGUUCUUUUUCUGAUUGGAUUCCAUGGGCAUGCAAUGUACAAUCCAAGGAUUUGAGAAGGUGGUUACUAAUUUGGAAAAUUCAACAUUAAAAGGCCUACCUGAUCAGUUUAUAUAAUACAUGAAGAGCAAACGGAUCAACCUUAAUUUCUGGACUGUUGUUCUUCCGCUUUUUUUAAAUAGAAGUGAACUUGAUGAAAUCCUUCGCUAUUAAAGAAGAAAUUAUUUGGGAUAUGUUUUUAGAGCAGUUGAAGAACGUGCGAAACUUCGUUAAAGAGUUUGCUCUUGGUAGCUUGAAAGUAACUACUUCCAGCUACCAGUUAUGUUGUUCAUGAGACCCUAGUUCUGUCCAGGUAAAGAAAUUAUUUUUCUUCUUGGGCUAACCCUAUUUCUUUCUAUUAAUGGACAUUUUCAUUGGUUUUUAUUUUUCUCAUGGUCCUAUGUUACGAUGAAAAGGACCUUAGUUUUCCUAAGACAUCUGGAUGAUUAUUUUUUUAAUGAUUUUUCUUUGCUGUAUUCUGAAGAAGGCAUCCAUUGACAUUCUGGGUUUCAAUGCUUCAUGUAGCUAGUUGACUCUUCCACACUAAAGAGAGAGGUUGCUGAGGGAGUUGACAUCAUGGUUGUACGAGAGCUCACUGGAGGUGUUCACAGUGCUGGCUUCAUUCUGACCGAUAUACUCUACAAAGAAAUCUCUUUUUUUAUCAGUCUCUCACUUAUUUACGACAGGAAUCUAUUUUGGGAAGCCAAGGGGCUUCGGGACCAAUGAAAGUGGUGAAGAGAUCGGUUUUAAUACCGAGGUGUAUUCUGCAUCUGAGGUACUGACGGAUUCUUCCUCCUCCCCUUGGUUUUGAAAAAUGACAACUUUGUACCCAUCUGGGGCAUUGAUUUGCAACUUUGAUUGAUGACUGAUGUGUAAACAUAAAAAAAUAAUGAUGGCCAAUGACUCGUUCCCCAACAUAAAAAAAAGACUCUUUCAGCGGUCUUAAUGAUUCAAAGCAACGGUUGUGACAGUUCUCUAGGAUCCCUCUGGUGGUUACAGGUCGUACAGAGCGAGGUGAGCUUUAGAAGAAAGACUAGAAAAAGGAAAAGGAGAAGAUAUGAUGGCCACUUCAUGCCCCAGAAAUGAUGAAAUCUUCAUCCUCGGAGAGGAGAAGACAGUUUCAUGGUAGAGAAAAUUUCAUACUAUCUGUCACAAUGGCAUAGAAUAUUUAAUUCACUUUGGUCCAAUCAAGUUCUCUACUCCACUCUUAGGCCCAAUAGGGUAUGUACUCCACCUAGCUUGAAGGAUUUAAUAUGUGAGAAACCAUUCUAUCACCAGGCACUCCCCAGUUUAGGCACUAAGAUUGGAUUGGACCUAACCGACUGCAUUUUUUUUUACUGCAUUGCGUUCUUCCUUUUGAACAAGUGGACCCAAAUGGCGCCUUUCAUAUUCUCCCUAUUUUUCUGCGUGAUGCUCUAGUGUAAACUGUUGCAUGAGACUCUAACUCUCGGUAAAAAAAUAAAAAAGUAGAAAGGAUUGAUGCUAAUAAUGUAAUUUAUUUCGAAUUCUCUCAGAACAGAAGAGCAGUCCUUCUGCAGUUAUAAUUCUAACGAAUUAUAACUUUCAUAUAUUUCGUAUUAGUAGUGCUGCUAGUUUUCAUGGAUAUAAUCUUGUGAUCCAGUGUGCACUGACUUCAGUUUGGUAUUUGUUUGAUGGCUGAACAGGUUGAUCGAAUCGCGCGUAUUGCUUUUGAAACUGCCCGAAAACGGGGUGGGAAGCUUUGUUCUGUUGACAAAGCUAACGUAUUGGAGGUACAUCUCCUGGAACAGAGUGUUCGUUCAAAAGAAGCCAUGCCCCCUCCUCCUUCAAUGGCCCAUAGUAAUCGAUCGGAGAGAAUAUUGCGAAAAAGAGAAAUAAAAGGCUUCUAAAUAAGAAAAUUAAGAGAGAUAUAUGACUUUGGCCAGUUUAUCAAAUUAAUAUUGGAAUCAUUGGACAAUUAGCUAAAUAUCCGUUGAGAAUUUAACGUUGAGACUGUUGGGUAAAACUAUCGAGAUUUGUGUACUAAAAAUGCAUUAAGUGGACAAGUGUUUUUAACGUAGCUAAUAUUCACAGGCAUUAAGUGGUGAGAUAGACUUAACACUGAUUAUGUACAGUGGGGAUGAUCUAAAUUUAAGCUAUGAACUUAAUUUGAUUUGUUCAAAGUAUGAAAGAAUUUAAGAAAGGAAAAAUUAUGUCACAAUAGCCAGGCGACUAGAUAUUGACAGAAUUAAUUUGUUGAGAAUAAAAUGGAUACAUAUUCGUACUGAACACGUAAGGUUUAGAUUGAAUGGGGGUACAUUUAUGUAGUCUACUGAUGGGGCCUCAAUUGCUUUCUUCAGGCAUCUAUCCUUUGGCGAAGAAGGGUGACAAUGAUGGCAUCAGAAUUCCCAGACGUGGAACUUUCCCACAUGUACGUGGAUAAUGCUUCUAUGCAACUCGUUCGGAACCCUAAACAGGUCUCAACCCGGUACCCUGCUUCCUUUUUCAGUUAUUUUGAAAAGAUCCUACAACUUUUUUAUGGUGUCUUCUGGAAUAUAGCUAUUGUCUGAUGUCAAAGCUGAAAAUUGUGGCAGUUUGAUACAAUCGUGACGAACAACAUCUUUGGUGAUAUUUUAUCUGAUGAAGCUUCCAUGAUCACUGGGAGCAUCGGGAUGCUGCCAUCUGCCAGCCUGGGUUACUCGGUAAUCACAGAGAAUACCCCCCCACCGCCCCAAAUAAUAAUAAUCAUAAGAAAAUAAUAAUAAUAAUAAUAAUAAUUAUAAUCGCUCAAUGCAUGACGCUUUAGAGAAAUUUGUGUAGGGGCCUGGUCUCUUCGAACCCAUCCAUGGCUCCGCUCCUGACAUUGCUGGACAGGUUGUGUGCCCUCUUUGUAAUUUCAUCUCUUCAAAAGCUUGAAUUGAAUAUCCUGCUUCAACAUAUACUCUUCUUUAAAGUUUAAGAUUAUAAAGCUGGGAGUCAUAUAUUGAUCCAUCUCUUUUUCUCUCUACCUUCUGUGAUUGAAAAUUUUCAGGACAAAGCAAACCCAUUGGCAACAGUUCUUAGUGCAGCCAUGCUAUUGAGAUAUGGCCUGGGAGAGGAAAUUGCAGCCAAAAGGAUCGAGAACGCAGUGCUAGAGACUUUGGAUAGAGGGUAUCGAACUGGGGACAUUUUCUCCACUGGAUCGGUGAGCCUUUUAUGAAAAGUUUAGUCAGAUCGAAUUCCUUUCUCCCAUCUGGUUGGCCUUAGUUUUCUCUCUGGGAUAAUAACCUUUAGUUGUAAAUAUUGUCCAAGAUUUCACAAAUUGUUUCCUCUUUUAGAUAUUAAUAACUUCUCUCCUCUGUCAGGACCUUGGUAGCUGUAACUCUUUAUAAACUGUUUUUUACAAUCAUUUCAGUCAACCAAUUAGUCUUAAUUUUCUAUGGGGGGACAACAGCUUUAUAAAUAUGACCCAUGGUUUCAUGCAUGUUUUGCUUGUUCUCUUUCCUUGGAAAGUAAUGUCUUCUCUCUCUAGAUCUUGGUUAGCUGUAACCCUUUUAUAAACCCUUCUACGAUAAUAUCGAGAUAGAAUUACACACUCAUAAAUUGAGUCCAGAUUUCACACGUUUUUGCUUUAUUUUCUUUCCUUAGCCGUUAAUCAGUCUUCUCUGCUCUCUAGACCUUGGUAGGGUGCAAGAGGAUGGGCGAAGAGGUGUUGAAGUCGGUCAACUCCCAGAAGCCGGUCGCUGCCAUAUGA
Molecule: messenger RNA, 4973 nt
Organism: Spirodela intermedia
Lineage: Eukaryota; Viridiplantae; Streptophyta; Magnoliopsida; Alismatales; Araceae
Source: the annotation of a GenBank genome assembly